Messenger RNA from Mizuhopecten yessoensis (Yesso scallop), 10929 nucleotides. RefSeq lists its product as uncharacterized. The transcript is spliced from 23 exons. The coding region runs from base 81 to 10346 and encodes 3421 amino acids. NCBI's taxonomy places the organism in Eukaryota, Metazoa, Mollusca, Bivalvia, Pectinida, Pectinidae. The record is from RefSeq and is a predicted model, not a curated record. Gene Ontology annotation, molecular function: protein binding.
CAAUCAAUGUUAUUUCAACAAACGAUAAACAAAGUAUGUAGUAGCAAUGCAGGAGUAAUAAUAAUCUGUGGAUUUCGCUGAUGGUUUCCUCAAACAUGAUGCUUUAUGCCGUAGCCACCGUUUUGCUGCAAAUCUGGGUGAGAACUAGAGGUGAAAUUAUGACCGACCUGAAUAACAAUCCAAACAACUUCGUGAAAACUGAUUUCACUCACAAAUGUACAAGUAAAGAAGGCUGCGCUGUUCCUUACGAGGGUUUAAAAACAAAAGUUUCUCCUCGAGAGAUAUGUGACGCCCGUUGUCGCCCACUCACCUGUGUAUGGUUAUCAGUUGAGAACUCUACCCAUAUGCUCAUACAAUGCGGACGGAAACCUCCUAUAAUCUCCAAAGAAAAGGCUCAUGCAUUUCUUCACAAACGUAGAAAACGAGGUUGGUUUUAUGAACUGGAAGAGGAAUGCCGGACAGGUUGUUCAUGGGAGGAAGUGGACGAGGUGAAAGGCGGAGUCGAGUCCAAUAAAGAGUACAUGCGGUGGUAUGUUUGUAACCAUCCCUCUUCAUGUCCUUCCGGCCAAAUUUGUUCCGUUACCGGGAGCUAUAGUAAUUCCAAGGACCUGAUUGUAACAUGUAGUGUUAAUGGAGGAUGGGGUAGUUGGCAAAGUUGGGGCGCAUGCUCUGUAACGUGUGAGUCUGGAACAAAGAGGAGGUACCGUUACUGCAAUGACCCCAGCCCUGUCGGAAAUGGAGCAUACUGUUCAGGUUCGAACUCGGUUACGACAACCUGUCGUCCAUGUAGUGAUAUAGCAAACUGUCAGACAUCCUGCUGCAAUACUGCGAUUCCAGCCUUGUGUUUGAAAUGUUCCAACAUGGAUUUAUACAAACUUGACGACAGCGAUUCGAGAUGCACACGAAAAUGUUCUUGGGAGAACCGUUGGUGCUGGCCUGGUACAUGUAACAGCGAGUACGCAAGAACCUGCGCCUGUUCUGCUGGGUUUACAAGAUAUUACGACAGCAGUAGUGCGACUUGUCAACCUAACCUUUUACCAAACAUCACAAGCUGUAGUAUGCGAGUGACAGCAUCAAGCGGUGCUUCUAGAAUGUCGCCAUUUGUUGGAUCAUCACAUUGUGAUAACCAACAAGAUUUCUACGGGAACUUCCAGAUUGAUAGUAUAUUGACCUCCACAACGUUUGACUAUACUAUCGACGUCACUCAUGUAACGAGGCCAGCGUUUGUCGUCAGUGAGGUGUUCGGAAUAACUGAUGUCCAAAUACAUACUGUGAAAAAGACAGUUACAGGCUAUGAAGCAGUGUUAGCCACUAAAACUAUCCACAGUGACCCGAACAGCGACUCACCACAAUCUCUGUACAUUCCCAGUGACCAGACAAUAGCUGUGUCUCACUCUUUGUCCAACGGCCAAAGGUUAUGCUUGCGGUUUCAUCCAAAAGCUGGGGGACGUUUCAUAUCCAAGAACAUGCAGACUCAUUCAACUCGGACGGAGAGAUAUACAAAGACUGAACGGUACCGCGAUCUCUGCUAUAUAUAUGAUAGUGCUAAACCUGAACAUUGCAGUGUAAUCAGUUCAUGUACUGAUGAAACAUUGACUGCAUCGUCACGUAUCACUAGGAGCGGAAUUAUAUCCUUGUCUACUUCCGGCUGGACGGACCCAUUUCCGGCAGGGGGAAACACCCUUCAUUCCUCUGGUAUCGAGUCUUUUCGGUUAACGAUUCAUGACGUAAAAGAAAGCGGAAGUCACAACUUAUUCAUGGACAGUGGAAAGGUAGCUGGUACGACGGAUAUAGACAUGAUACAGAAUUCUAUGAUAUCCCUACAGUUACCUGAACAUGAACCCGCCCUAUAUGGCCUUUUGCUAGAGGUCAAGGACGUUGCAAAUAACGUCCGACAGACUCGACGAUUCAUCCUCUACGACAACUCAUCGUUGAUCAAAGUCGACUCAACAUAUAAGCUGCAUGUAUCGUCGGCUGCAGUAAAUACAAACUAUACAUGGCAAACUGCACACCGUGAUGUAUGUGUCAGCUGGCGUGACCGGUACUAUAACAAUAAGUUCGUACAUUUUAACCCUCUCAGACCCAUACAAGCGGAUGGCCAUGGACUCGUGCAGCAGGCAUACGACCAAACAAUGGGCACACUGCCUGUUACGGGCACGCCAAACGUACACGGAAUCAGCAUGUUUAGUUAUGAACUUACAAAGGAAACUUUUGGUCAAAACAUUACAAUAUCUUCUGAUAGCAUCAGUAACGUUUCUUCUCAGAGUGUUUGCAUACCACAUGUAGUUGUCGAUGGUGAUAUAUAUAUAUUCAUGUUAAAUGCUAGUGACAUUGUAGGAAAUGCUUUUCAUGAAUCUAUUCAAGUCUUUAUUGACGCAAGUCCUCCAGUAAUAUCUAACGCCUGGUUAGUACGGGAAGGACACCAACAAUUGUUUGUUCACAACUCCACGGAUCUGUUUAGAAUGCAGUUGGAGUUUGAUUCAUACGACACACACAGUGGGCUUAUACAGGUUCUCUGGUGGUUCUAUGAAACCGACCCGGAAACACUUCUAGGACAAGGAGCUGAAGGUGUCAGACAAACCGACCCCGAGACUUCGUGCCAAGAACCCCAGCUCUGUUUAUGUCCAUUUGUUGGCAGCUGUCAGUAUUUCCACUUCAGAAUUGACCUUGAUACAUUAACCGUUAACAACGAACAUAUAGGUAACCACAACCGGAUGUACCGGUACGAGAUUGAGGUAACAAAUGCGGCUCUGUUGACCACUUCUCUUUCUGUUGACGUGCAUGUUGACGAAUCGCCGCCGGAAGAUGGCGUUGUAUACGAAGGAACAGAUGAUCAAGCCGAUGUUGACUAUACAAGCGGGUCAUACAUUCAUGUUCACUGGCAUGGUUUCCUUGACCAUGAAAGUGGAAUUGAAUUUUACAGAGUAGCUCUUGCAACGAGAUGUGCCCAAAAGCAUGAAAUGACUUCACUGCAAAAUUUUACGGGACAUAUCCAGUAUAAAAAUACUACGUUAACAUCAACUCAGUUUGAAAUACAAACUGAAGGGAAAUAUUUUGUUACCGUUCUUGCAUUCAAUCGUGCCAUGGAACCGUCCUCAGCCAUAUGUUCUGAUGGUUUCAGAAAAAGUGACUCUCCUCCGGAAAUAACUGAUGUGACACUCUCCCAAGCAAGAGCUAGUAAACACACAGUAUGCUACAAUCACGACAUAUGGCUCAUUUCUGCAAAGCUUACAAGGACUAACAUAACUGGAGUAUCAUCUUGUUCUGUUCCAUGUACAGAUACUACAAAUGGAUUUGAGCUUAACCUGCUAUCAUUGGAAAAUAGCACAACAGAGACAUUUGAUGUUUGCAGUUUGACAAAUCUUCAUCAGUUUUACCUUCCUAUUGACACUAUUCGGCUUACAUGGUCAUUCCUGGAAAACAUCAUACCACUCGAUGCAGUGUAUGUUGGAUUUGGCUCAACCAGUCUCUCAGCUGAUUCGCCAGACCUUCAGGACUUUCAAUCUGUCCAAAACCACUCUUUCUUCAAACAACGUCAUCUUGGCUUUACUACCGGAACAGAGUUCUACAUCUUCAUCAAGGCCUUAAACAAAGCCGGUCUUUCCUCUACAGCCUUAUUUGGUCCUGUUGUAAUUGACGAAUCGUCGCCUAUAUGUCCGUCGUCACUACAAACCUCUCAGAACGGUUCUCAUCUCGUUAUCAACUUGAACCAAAAUACAUUUACAGACGAUGAACAACAAGAACAAGUUUCAUUAAUUUCCUAUAGGAUUCAUUUUCAGGAAAAUGAUGGAAAUUUAGGUUAUUCAUCUUGGGAAACAUUGGAUACAACAAUCUGCUCAAACAUCUCUGAGUGUUUUGUCUUUUCUAUGGAAUAUCUCCAGGAGUUGAUAAUGGACGUAAAUUAUCCAUUACAAGUCGAAUUGCACGUGUUCAACAUUGCUGGUUAUUACUGCACUGUUAUGACCGAAACUAUUUACAUCCCCACAAUCUAUAGACCAAGCAUCGGGUCAGUGAAAGAUAUACAUCCUGGACUAACAGCAGAACCAUACAUCGACCAAGAUGUUUCGUUUUCACCGACCGAGUAUUGUGUAGCGUGGGCCGGUGUAUCCGAUCACAUGGCAAACGUGACUGUCGAGGUCGGUCUAGGUAGCAGUCCAGAUAGCGACGACAUCCAACAAUUCCUGACAGUGGGGAAUCAAAACUUCAUCUGUCAAAGUAAUGCAUCUCUCGCCAAAGAUAAUACCUAUUUUGCAGUACUGCGAGUAAACAACAGCGCGGGCACGGCGCUGGCGUCAUCGGAUGGGUUCAAAGUACUUUCUGAGAAUGAUGUUGUGAACGCAAUAUCGGUCUUUGAUGGACCAGGGUGUACUAGUAAUUCUUUCGUGUGUCAAUGGACUGUGCACCCACCUGAAAACGACACAUCUCUACGGACUACUGCAACAUGUGACCAAAUAUUCCACGUCGCCUAUUACUAUACAGUGCAGUACCCUGAAGAGUUAAGUGACGUCGUCGCCAUUACCAGUGAUGAUGUUGUUCUCAUCGAAAGCAAACCUGGCCGUAUUACGUUUUCGCCAUUUGUUUAUCGUCCGGUAUUUGUGAUAGUUUCAAAUCAGUUGGGAGGCGCCGCGAAUGUGAGCUACGAUAUAUUGAGAUGCCAAGAGGACGUUGAUUACCAUUUUGCAGACAUUCCGAUAUCGCUACACUGGCAGGUGGAAAAAUACUCUGAUUACAUUACACACUUUGAGAUAUCUUUGUUUAUUAACGAAACAGACAGUAACAGUGCGAGUGUUAUUGAAACAAUUAUCACUCCUGCGAACACGCGGAAUAUGAGUUUGACAAGUUCAAUUACGGACGAAAAAUAUGUUUUCGUUGAAGUCCGACCAUGUUUCGGAACAACAUGUCUAGCUGGAGUUGUUUCCGAUGGCUUCCGCAUAGAACUUGUACCAGACACGGAAUCACUAAAAGCCGUUAUCAUGGAUUAUUCCAACAAUUGUAGUAAUGUCAAUGUGUCUUGGGGCGAGGUUCGGUGCUCUAGAAUAGGGGACUCGAAUGCCUUGUUUUACCAGUGGAGAAUCGCAGAUGAUGGCAGCGGUAUAUCUUCGCAACAAGCUUGGACCACACAUGUUGUAGAACCAGCACCAAACCAUGAGAUAACAGCUUGCGUGCAGUUGUCUACCGAUGUAUUUGCACAACGUUUCAUUUGUUUGCAAACAUUUUGUCAUUCCGGAAGUGAAAUAACAAAGUGCGAACCUUUACAGGUACAAUUUCAUCAAAAUGAAUUUCCUAAAGACAUUGUGUAUGACAUUGACGUGAAUUCAGUUGACUUUUCUGAAUUGAAGUUAUUAAUAUUCAGUUCAAAUAUUGGCGAGAAAUUAAAUAACAUUCACGAUAAUGAGUUAGAUUACAGUCGAAACCAACUGCAGCUUGGCGCGUUCAUGAUUGGGCUCCAGGACAGAGAUGUGACUUGGUACCUGAUGACGAAGAAAGAAAUCCCAAACGAUGCCUGUGAAGUUGACAUCAAUUGCUUUGUGUACGCAGAAACAAGUGAAGGAGUUGUUUCAUUUGGAAAGUUAAACCUUCAUGAGGGUAAAUAUUACAUCUGUGCCAGGAGUCCGGCGUGUAAUCGGACGAGACAGAACUUUGUGGAACAUUUUGAAAAAGUCGAAGGUUGCAGUGACGGUUUGAUAAUAGACGAAACCGUCCCAAGUUUGGGGUCAGUGACCAUACACUCUGACGCAGGGUACAUCUCUGAUAGUAGUGACUUGUUUAUUUCCUGGGAAGGUUUCUAUGACAACUUUGCCGCUCACGGUGUUGGAAUGCUUCAGUACAGAUAUGCAAUCGGAUCAUAUCCCGGAGGAAAAGAUUCCCAGGCAUAUAAAGAAGUGGGAGAAAAACAAACAGUUCUACUACGAAACAAACGUCUGACACCAGGGAUAGUAUACUACGCCAUGGUCGAAGCCAGGGACAAAGUCAAUCUGACCACCACAGCGAUCUCUGACGGCGUGCUAUUUGAUGAUACGCCUCCAGUCAGAGGUACAUUGUUUGUUGGAGAUUUGCACGUGCAUAGACACGUGACCACACUACAGAAUAUGGCUCUCCAUUGGGAAGGAUUCUAUGACGAGGAGUCAGGAAUUAAGCAUUUCGAGGUUGCUAUUGGCAACUAUCCAGAUAUACCAGACGUUGUCUCCUUCCAACAUGUAGAUCCUUCCUCUUUCUUCUUUGACUUCAGCAAUCUACACCUUCAGCAUGGCCAUACAUAUUACGCAUUUCUUCGGGUUACCAACCGAGCUGGAUUAUCACUGCUAGCAGGGUCAGGGUAUUUCCUCCUAGAUAAUACUCCGCCCUUACCAGGAAUUGUGAGAGAAGGCCCCAGCACAAGUAAUGGUUUUACAUACCAACGUUAUGCGAGCCAUCUUGUGUGCUCCUGGGAGGGAUUCACUGAUCCUGAGUCUGGUGUGGAGCACUACAAAAUUGGACUUGGAACCAAACCAUUUCAUCUGGACGUCAAACGUUUAACUUAUGUGGGUUUGAGAACAGAGUUCACGUGGUCUGUACCCCUGGAAGAGGGCGCUAUCUACUAUGUGACGGUGCAGGCUUGUAACGCCGCAGGACUGUGUACGGACAUCACUUCCAACGGAGUCCUGGUCGACCACUCACCCCCAAUACAUGGCCAGGUACUGGUAGGACGAUCAGAUGGACAUCAACGUUAUAUAGGACAGAGCUCUCACUUGGAAGGUUUCUGGGUUGGAUUCCACGACUCUCAUUCCGAUCUGGAUCAUUACGAGGUUUGCAUCAGCAGCACACUGAGCCCUGCAUGUGACGUGCAUCCAUUGACAAACACACACCUUUCCUCUGAACACCUUUUCACUGGCCUUAACCUCCCAAUCCUAUCACCGCUUUAUGUAACAGUUUGGGCAUACAACAAGGUUAGACUGAACACCAACGUGACUUCAGACGUUUUCGUUGUUGACGUCACCCCGCCAGUCUGUAUUCAGACACCCGUGUUCACUUCUAGUACAGCUAACAUUUCAAAUGACACUGUUACGCAAUGGGACCCUUCUUUUCUUGAAAUUUCCUGGAUGUUUGAAGACUACGAAUCUCCCAUUAUAAGACAUAAGAUUUCCGUCACCACUCACCAUAACGGUCACACGUUUAUAGAGGACAUAGAACUUUUUAAUGAAAACCACACGACCAUUUUACUUAAACCAGAACACUGGCUAACCAGCGGCGACCGUUACCAGGCGACAGUUGUAGCUUGCAAUGCUGCUGGAUUGUGUACGUCUGUCACCAGUGGAUAUCUACUAGUCGACUCUACUCCCCCACACAUUGGUGGAUUCGGCGACGAUAUGUCGUGGAGAACACAAGAUAAUACAACUAAAAUCAAUACAACUUGGAGUGGAUUUGAGGACAUGGAUUCAGACAUCAAAAUGUACUAUAUAACUAUAGGAGAGACAUACAGUGGCAACGAAUUAUCCCUUGGUAACAUUUUUCUUGUACACGUCGGAGAACCUCGUGACGUUCAGUACGGUUAUUUUGCUGUUGAUAUACAGCUGCAGGUCGACAGUAAAAUCAUUCUCUCAAUCAUAGCGGAAAACAAUGCUGGAUUAGUGACGUCAGCUACUAGAGUAACCACGCAUGUACUUCAAACUGAUGUGAACGGUGACUAUGGCAUUCUUAAAGUUGAGAAACAUUCAUGCGAUAUCCACUACUGCAACAAAGACUGUACAUGUGCUCCCCUUGGACGGAAGUGUUCUUCUGUAGAGUCAAAUGCUUGUAACCAGACUGAAAACUCCUCCUAUCAGACUGUGAGUGUGUUUAGUGGAAACAAUAUUGGCGUUAAUACUCUUCAUUCGCUUUCUUCGGCGUGUUUGAGUGCUAACUGGAUCCUCUCUCCAAUACAGUCUACUUUGAACAUCAUACGGAUGGAGUGGAGUAUGGGAUUAGCAGGAUUGGAGUAUGGUGCUGGUGUAUUCGAUCCGCUUCUUGAGGACGUGUGGCAUGACAUUGGAAUGCAGGGUAGUGUUGCUCAUUGCGUUGAUAGUGAUAACGCGCUCUUACACAAACAUAAUUACAUAAUAUACGUAAGAGCGUGGUAUGAUACAAACACUUACAGGAUCGUCAGUUCACAGUCGUUACUGAUUGACCGCACACCUCCAAAGAUCUCGCGAGGAUUCCACAUAAAAGAUUCAACAGACGACUGUUUAACAGAUUCAGAAUUCAUCACAGAGAUACGCGCUGUGACGGGUUGCUGGAGGAAUGGAUUCUCAGACUCUCAAAUUGGAAUUCUUCAUUACCUGACUUCAUUGGGGACCAGUCCAGGGGCCUCUGACACAUCACCAGUACUUAACGUAGAAAAAGUAACGAACUUCACAUGGACUGGAUUGGAGUUACAUCCGGGUUCUAGAUACUACAUCACGGUGACUGCUGUCAACACGCAAAACCUGUCGUCCACCUACAGCUCUGAUGGCUUCGUUGUCGACACAGAGCGCCCUCUUCCGGGGACUGUGUUCAAUACAAAGAACUUUAAAAACCAUCAGAGUCAGUCCUCGACCGAUACCUUGGAAGCGUCCUGGAAUGGAUUCAUGGAUAGACAUUCACACAUACACCAAUAUAAGGUUGCGGUCGUUGACACAGAGGUCAAUUCCACUUCUUUGUCUUUCCAGUCAGUAGGUAGAGUAACUAAAGUUACAAUUCCAGGUCUACACCUGUUUCACGGUAGAAGCUACAAGAUUGCUGUAAAAGCAGUGGAUAUGUCUGGACAAGAAAGUGAAGAAGUUUAUUCUACGUCUAUAAUAAUUGAUUCCUCCCCGCCAGUCGCCUACCAAUGUGAUAACUACGUCACGCUUGUUAAUGAGACACAUGCAAUAAGCAUGAAUGCUUUAAGUAAAGAAUGGAACACGAGUUUAGUCGACACUUCACGAGUGUGUCGACUAAUGGUAGCGAUAACAAACAGCACAGAGGAUACUAACUUAGUCGUGUCUCUCAACGAUCAUACAUUCAAGGCUCAUCUCGUUCGUCAGUUUUUUAUUCAUGUUUUCACGGUGGAUUCAGACAAGCAGCUUGUUUUCUCAAUCAACGUAUCUGACACUGAGGUCAACCUUAGCAAUCUUACAGUUGUUCUGCAGGUAUGUAAUGACGUUAACUGGCAAAACUAUUCAACCCACCAAACUCCUCUGCGACAAAUAACGUUUUCGACCGUAUCCGCCAUGCUGCAGUUCUUUGAUCCCGAAAGUGAUAUCAGCGAUAUAGAAUUAGGUGUAGGGACAACUGCCCAUGGAUACCAGGUUCGUGACCUUGAACCCGUGCUAACUGGAGGCUAUCACUCGUUUCCUGUUAAUUUACCCCAUGGCACUCCGAUACAUGCUACAGCGGUGGUGGAGAACAAGGCCGGUCUGCGGUCCUACUUCCGGUCUGCGCCACUUAUCAUCGACCACACUCCACCGUCAAUUACAGACCCUCAGCUUCAAUACAGCAACGAAAAAGAUGGUCGCGUGCUGAUUAUUGUCACGUGGCAGGUCGAGGACAAAGAAAGCCAGCACGUGCACUGCGAUGUCUUCUGUGGAUCAAUUUGGAAGUCUGAAGAAAAACAGAGCGAUAGUGAAAUGGACAUAAGGAUUGAGUCAGAACCGCUCAUUAUCCCACAUAGUACUAGGAUAAUAGGCACCAUCACGUGUAUAAACAAUGCUGGAAUAAUAAAACAGACACAGACAAAUGAGGUCACUAUUCUUCUGGACCCACCCGGACACAAUGACAGCCGUAUAAUUUUCCUGGAUGUUCAUGGGUCCACAGUGACCGGUCAGGCCGUGACGCGGAUCGGCGAGUAUCUUAAGUUCCACUGGGACGAGUUCGACUAUCCUGAAGGUGACGUCACAUACAAGUAUCGUAUAGAUUACCUGAACGGUUCCAAAACAUCGUGGGUAGACGUGGGCUUCCAUAAUUAUGUUACCUCAAGCACCAUCAACGUCGUUGAGGGCUCAGAAUGUGGCGUGGAAGUAAGGGGCUCUAACGAGAGAGGUCUGCUAAGUGGUACCAUCAACUCUACCAUUUAUGUACUCCGACAGCCACCGAUAUUGACAGGAACGCCAUGUGAAUUCGUUGAGGGAGGAACCGCCACUCUUAACUGUAGUCUGGUCUUUGACGUCACCGUCAAACUGAAGACGUCAUACAUCUUGACAGUUGGUACUGAGCUCGGAUUCUCUGAUAUCGUACGGUAUCGUGUGUUUGAUAGAAACAUGUUCACGUUCGAGUUAAGUGAUACUGUUACGGGAAUAUUUGUGAUUGUGACAGCCGUGUAUGACACCGGUGCCGAGACAACGUACAGGGACAGUUUUACUCUCAAUCCCUGAAAAGCGCAUGUAAUGUUUCCCGUUAUGUUUUAGCAACCCAUAACGUUGUCUUAAAAGCUGACUUUAAACUAUUUCGCCUUCUCAUGUUUCACUUGUCAUCAUUGUAAAAGUCCUUAUACAUUUUAUCGAACAGUUUAUGAUUGUCCUUACGUUAUCUAAUGGUAUUAGACUUCUUCAUCAAAACAAUUAUAACUUAAGUCUAACUUUCAUAGACAAUAACAUACGUAGAAACGAGGUUUCUUUUGUAUAUUAUCCAGGGCAACCUCCAGGGGUUACGUUUGCUUACGCUCUAUACACCACUUUAAUAUGUGAUGACGAAAUCGAAGGCUCAGUGUUCACCACCUGGUGGGUGGAGAAGACUAGUUGAUACUUUGAUGUACAUCCAAAGAAUCUCGCUAUCGCAUAACGGUAAAAUUGACUGGAAUAAAUCUCGGGUGUCUCUCCUCUGUCAUAUUGAAAGGUCAGGUAUUAGUCUAGCAAUGGGUCAGUGUUGUUUUUUUUAUCUUAGUCCAAUCAAAUAACUAUGUCUGUGCCUUCUAUUUUGCUAUGACAUAUUCCAGGUGUGCAAAGAGCGUAAGUGAGC